UAAAAAUAAGAAAAAGAACCCAGAAUCCUCAUCCCGGGAGUUCAUUUGGAGAGACACUGUGUUCUGUCAACAAACGUUCCAAAAGCGCCUACUGUACGUCAGGGGUCGUGUCGUGCUGAGACACGGUCGCGAGCAAAACCGAAGGUCCCGCCCAGGUGACCGACCUUAAUCACCACCUCUCCCAAACGUGGAUUUACUGACUGUAAUAAGUGCCAAGAAGGGUCAUGAAGUUGCCUGUGGGCCCCGAAGCACAGUGGAAAUGAGGGGCGUGGAGUAGUUGUGGCCGAUACAGAAGUGUUGUUGUGAUCCCCGCAGGGAGACUCCCAUCCUGACUCAUCCUCCUACUUCCGGACAUUCUGGGGGCUCAUCCGGCAUGGCCAGGGAGCCAGCCCUAGAAGGAAGGGAGACUUUCUCCCGGCUCCCUUGUGUCUCCUGCGGCUCUGCCAGCCAGGAACAUGGAGGGGACGGAGAGGGAUCUUAAGUGAGAACUCCGGCCACCGAGUCCCAGUCGGCUACCACCAAGGGAUGUAGCCAUGGACUUCACCUUGGAGGACUGGGAGCAGCUGGGGCUGGACCAGGGGGACCUGUUCUGGGACACGGCGCUGGACAACUACCAGAACCUUUUCCUGCUGAACCCCUGCAAACCCAAACUGACCUCCUGUCCAGAUGGUGGCGAAGAGCUGGAGGCCGUGGUCAGAGAAAGCCCAGAAUCAGAGGGCCUUGCUCCUUAUGUUUCGCCGCGGGGAACGGGAGACACCUGCACUUACCCUCUCUCGGACAUGGCCGAAGUCAAGAACUGCCCUCUGGCACAAGACUUCUUGGAGGAAGGACUCUCCCAGGAGAUCAUGGAGACUUUGUCCAAGGAUGGCCUCGGGAACUCCAGUCUGGGGAAAGCCUAUGUAGGUGAGAGUUGGUUAGACAGUUUGCUAGGAGAUCCAGAAAGCCUUCUGAAGUCUGACGUUGUUACCAACAAGGGAAGUCCCACAGAAUGCAGGAGUCGCGAACUCCAGAGAGACCUCGGUCCUGAGCCCCUCCUUUCCAUGAGGGAGGAUUCUGUGAUGCGUGAUCUUCCUGAAAAGAGCCCAGCUAAGUCUCAGGAACGUGGGAAAGACUUUGGCUGUGACUUAGACCAGAGCCAGCAGGAUCCUGUCCAGGGAGGCGAGAAACUGUAUAAAUGUAGUGAAUGUGGGGAGAGCUUCAGUCAGAGUUACCAUCUCAUCCAGCACUGGAUUGUUCAUACUAGAGAGAAACCCGCUGUGCACGAAGAGUAUGAGGAAGGUUGCAGCCAGAGGUCUUGCCUCUUUGUGCCCCUGACAACUCACACAGACUACAAAUCCUGUGCACAUAACGAGGGCGGGAAAACCUGCACUCAGAGCACACACCUUCUGUGGCAUCAGAAAAUUCACACUGGAGAAGAACCACAUAAGAAUCAAGACAGUGACCCUCCGUCAGGUCUCAGCUUACAGCCUGCUGAGCAGCAGAAACCCUAUACAGGUGAUGAGUCCUACAAAGGUAACGAGCCUGGCGAGGGUUUCAGCCAAACCUUUCCCCUCACCCAGCAUCAGAAGACCCACACUCAGAAACGCUAUGAAUGUGCCAAAUGCAAGGCGACCUUCAACUUCAGCAAAUACCUCCUCCAACAUCAAAAAACCCAUGCUACGAAAACUACCUCUGAGCAUCAGGAAUGCGGGAAGGCCUUCGGGCAGAGCAUGCUACUCGCUGAACACCAGUCCAUUCACCCCGGAGAAAAGCCUUACGAGUGUGAUCAGUGUGGGAGGCCCUUCAGGAAUAUCUCGACCCUAAAGGUCCACCAGAGGGUUCACAGUGGAGAGAAGCCUUACAAAUGCAACGAGUGUGGGAAAUCCUUCUACCGGAGCACUCACCUUAAUGAACAUCAGAGGAUUCACACCGGCUACAGGCCCUACAAGUGUCUUCAGUGCGUCAAGAGUUUCAGCCGGCCCUCCCACCUGAUUCGACACCAGUCUGUUCACGCCACAGGCAAGUCCUACUGCUGCGCCAGAUGCAAGAAAACCUUCAGCCAUAAUGAAUACCUUGUUCAACACCAGAAAAUGCAUGCUAUGGAGACCCUCCACGAGUGUCAGGAGUGUGGCGAGCGCUUCUUCUGCAGCUCGACCCUAGCAUGCCACCAGAGUGUUCACGCCAGAGAAAAACAAGCACUUGGCGAGAGCGGGAGUAUCUUGAGUCAGGACUCAGAAUGGAGAGAACAUCCAGGCGUUGGCGAGAAGCACUUUAAGUGUAGCAAAUGCGAGAAAACCUUCAGCUGCAGCAAAUAUCUGACUCAGCACGAGAGGGUUCACACCAGAGUGAAACCCUUUGAGUGUGACCAGUGUGGAAAAGCCUUUAGCAAAAGUACACAGCUCCUUCGCCACCAGAACAUCCACUCUCGAGUGAGGCCGUAUGAAUGUGGGGACUGCGGGAAGGCCUUCAUCCGCAGCACUUCCCUCACCAAACAUCAGGCCACCCACAAGAGUGAGCACCCCUUUACAUGUAAUGAAUGUGGAAAGACCUUCAGCCAAAGUGCACACCUCUCAGAACAUCAGUUAACUCACACUGAGGAGAAGAAACUCUGUAAAUAUAGCAAGUGUGACAAAGCCCUUGCCCAAGGUAACUGCCUUACUCAGCAUCAGAGAACUGAUGCUGGAAAGAAGUCCUCUGAGUGUGAUGAAUGCGACAAAUCAUUCCAUUUGAGUUCGUGCCUUUCUAAGCAUCAGAGAGAUCACACAGGUGAGAAACCCCACAAAUGCAGUGACUGUGAGAAAACCUUCAGCCUGGGUGCUCAACUUCUUCAACACCGGAGAGUUCACACUGGAGAAAAGCCUUAUGUUUGUCAGAAAUGUGGGAAAGCUUUCAGCCAGAGCUCAUGCCUUUCUGUUCACCAGCGAGUUCACACUGGAGAAAAGCCUUAUGUUUGUCAGGAAUGUGGGAAAGCCUUCAGCCAGAGCUCGUGCCUUUCUGUUCACCGGAGGAUUCACACCGGGGAGAAGCCUUACGUGUGUGCUCAGUGUGGGAAAGCCUUUUCCCAGAAAGCAAAUCUGAUGCAGCAUGAGAGAGUUCACACUGGGGAGAAGCCUUAUGCCUGCAGGGUCUGUGGGAAAGCCUUUGGCCUCAGCGCCCAUCUCAAUCAGCACCAGAGGGUCCACACCCAAGAGAAACAGUAGUAAUGUCAAUAUUGUCAGAAAGCCCUCUGAUGCAGGUCUCAGCAGACAUCAAGUUCAUACUUGAAGGUAACAAGGAGUUACUUAGCAGUAAGUGACAAGCAGCAAUACUACAAGGUCCCAGCAGCAGCAACAGGGUCCCAGACAUCUAAACACAUUCAUCUGGGCCCUAAGGUUGAAACCAUCGCACUGUAAGCUCCUCCGCCACGAAAUAAAUACAUCUCUUUAUUAAUAAGGAGCAAUUAGAAAAUUUGCACACAUGAGUCUCAUGAAAACACAGUAGUGGAGAAGCUGUGUAGAAUGGCAAUUCAGCGGUAGACUUGAGCCAGUCGGCUGAGUUAAAUCCCAGCUCUGCCAAGUGCUAUCCGCGGGGAGAGCCAUGGGACUUCCUAGGGCCUCCGUGUCCUCACCUGUAAGAUUGGCACAAUAUGGUUACCUACCUCAGAA
This is a messenger RNA of Lynx canadensis (Canada lynx), 3623 nucleotides long. It is a transcript of the gene ZNF473, whose product is annotated as zinc finger protein 473. The record is from RefSeq and is a predicted model, not a curated record. NCBI's taxonomy places the organism in Eukaryota, Metazoa, Chordata, Mammalia, Carnivora, Felidae. Gene Ontology annotation, biological process: regulation of DNA-templated transcription. The transcript is spliced from 4 exons. Bases 534 to 3179 code for a protein of 881 amino acids.